Nematolebias whitei (Rio pearlfish) is the source of this 2041-nucleotide messenger RNA. RefSeq names its product acid-sensing ion channel 1B. The transcript has 9 exons. The record is from RefSeq and is a predicted model, not a curated record. Gene Ontology annotation, biological process: sodium ion transmembrane transport. NCBI's taxonomy places the organism in Eukaryota, Metazoa, Chordata, Actinopteri, Cyprinodontiformes, Rivulidae. Gene Ontology annotation, cellular component: membrane. The coding region runs from base 1 to 1608 and encodes 535 amino acids.
AUGCCGCUCCGGAUCAUGUGCACCAUCUCCUUUUCCACUGACGAUGAACCUUGUAGAGGAUACUGUAAAGAGGGCUUUAAUGACUACUACAAGCGUAUACAGAAGGACUACAGUGAUGGGGGCUCACAGGACUACCUGGAUAGGUGCAGCCAGGUGGAUGAUGACAUCGAAGAGGACGAGGGCAAUGAUGGUGAUGUGGAUGACUUGGCCACUUUCUUCGGUGGUUGCUCGCUCCACGGAGCCAACCAUGUGUUUGUGGAAGACAAGAAGUUUGGUAUUCGCCAGGGUCUGUGGGCACUGGUCUUCAUUUUGUCCCUGUCUGCCUUCUUAUACCAGGUAGCUGACAGAAUUAUCUAUUAUCUCCAAUAUGACCACAUCACCAUGCUGGAUGAGAGAGUGGCCGACCAAAAGAUCUUUCCUGCCAUAUCUAUGUGCAAUUACAACUUCAUCCGUAAGUCUCAGAUGAGCUACAGUGACCUGAUUUUCACAAGUCCCUUACUGGGAUUUGAGGAAGGCAUGGCACCUGGGUUUCAGCUGGCUGCAGAGCCGGACCGCCCACAGGGCUCACCCUUCAGCCUGGAUGAGUUCUACAACCGCACCCGCCAUCGUAUUGAAGAUAUCCUGCUUGAAUGUAGUUAUAGUGGCAAAGAGUGUGGCCCUAAAGACUUCAGAGAGAUAUUCACUCGCUAUGGAAAAUGCUACACGUUUAAUUCAGGCCAAGAUGGACAACCCCUGCGGGUGACGACGAAGGGAGGGAUGGGUAAUGGCCUGGAGCUGAUGUUAGACAUCCAGCAGGAUGAAUACUUGCCUGUAUGGGGAGAAACUGGUGAGUUCACACUUUACAUUAAAAGCCUCUGGUUUUGGCAUCUCCUUCAGCUGACGUACCUGCCUCCACCAUGGGGAGACUGCAAGUCUACAUCGAUGGACUCGGACUUCUUCAGCACUUACAGCCUCACAGCCUGCAGGAUCGACUGCGAGACCCGAUACCUGGUGGAGAACUGCAACUGCAGGAUGGUUCACAUGCCUGGAGAUGCCCCAUACUGCACCCCGGAGCAGUACAAGGAGUGUGCAGAUCCUGCCUUAGACUUUCUUGUUGAGAAAGACAACGAUUACUGUGUGUGUGAAACGCCAUGCAACUUGACUCGGUACGGUAAAGAGCUGUCCUUUGUCAAGAUACCCAGCAAGGCGUCGGCCAAGUAUCUUGCCAAGAAAUUCAACAAGACGGAGCAGUACAUUGCUGAUAACAUACUGGUGUUGGAUAUCUACUUUGAAGCACUGAACUAUGAAACCAUAGAACAAAAGAAAGCCUACGAGCUGGCAGGGCUUCUCGGUGAUAUUGGAGGCCAGAUGGGUCUCUUCAUUGGGGCAAGCAUCCUCACUGUUCUUGAGCUCUUUGAUUAUCUGUAUGAGGUGAUCAAGUACAAGCUGUGCAGAUGCAUGAAGAAGAAACACAAAGGCCGCAGUAACAACGACCGGGGAGCUGUGCUGAGCCUGGAUGAUGUGAAACACCAUGCUCCCUGCGAGAAUCUUCUUACGCCAUCAACAUAUCCUGGGAACAUGCUACCUCACCAUCCGGCCCAGGGCAACUUUGAAGACUUCACUUGUUGAGCAGAACCUUGCAAAGCAGCAAAGUGCGCGUUAUGCAACCAAAGCCAACCACUAAGACAGCAAGGACUAUCUGACGCUCAGACGCUCAGAGACUGAUGCUAAAUCUAACAAAAGCACUUUUUACUUAAAGACUAAAACCUAAAUAAAUAAAUGAGACGUAAUUUUCACCCAAGGCCAAGUGAAGAGAAAGCUCUGAAUAUUGAAAAAUAUAUAUAUAUAUUUUAAUUUUAGGAGAGCAUUUCAUGCAGCACUCAAAGCUGUGUUUUCUCUGGAAUACUGCCGCAAAAGGACGAAACUCGUGGAGACACGUUGCCAACAUGGAACUCUCCUGUAAACGACAAAAAAAUUAUAAUAAUAACAUGAAGAUGUACAUUCAUCCCACCGUACAGAGCUGGGCAGACAACGAAACCCCCAUGCCUUUAUAUAACACAGC